ACUGUGUAGGACCUAUUUCUUUUCAGGCAGAUCUCUAGGCAGCACACAGCCGGCCGGGGUCCUUUCAUAACAACAACAUGGCAGCCCUGUGCAGGAGCAGACACCGGUGGAGAAGGACUCAAUGUUUACACGUUUUAACAAGAAACCUGACAGGGAAGUACGACUAUGACCUGGUGGUUGUUGGUGGUGGUUCAGGAGGCCUUGCUUGCUCCAAAGAAGCCGCUCAGCUGGGACAGAAAGUUGCUGUUCUAGAUUAUGUGGAGCCAUCUGUUAAAGGUACCAAGUGGGGUCUCGGUGGUACAUGUGUUAAUGUCGGCUGCAUUCCUAAGAAGCUCAUGCACCAGGCUGCUCUACUUGGCACUGCAGUCAAAGAUGCUAAGAAGUAUGGCUGGCAGAUCUCAGGGCCAAUCAGCCAUGACUGGGAAACCAUGGCAGAGGCUGUUCAAAACCACGUCAGGUCCCUGAACUGGGGUCACAGAGUUCAGCUCCAGGACAAGAAGGUUAAGUAUCUGAACAUGAAAGGAAGUCUGGUGGAUGAACACACUGUUAAAGGACUAACUAAAGCAGGGAAAGAGAUGAUCCUGACUGCCAAGAACAUUGUGAUCGCCACAGGUGGACGGCCCAAUUACCCUACAAAUAUCCCAGGAGCAAUGGAGCACGGCAUCACCAGUGACGACAUCUUCUGGCUGAAAAAGUCGCCUGGGAAAACGCUUGUGGUUGGAGCCAGCUAUGUGGCUCUAGAGUGUGCAGGCUUCCUCACCGGCAUGGGCUUGGACACCACAGUGAUGGUCCGCAGCAUCGCCCUCCGGGGGUUUGAUCAGCAAAUAGCAGGUCUAGUGACCGACUACAUGGACGCAUAUGGGACCAAGUUUGUAUGGAAGUGUGUCCCAAAGAGAGUGGACAAACUCUCCUCAGGAGCCCUGCAGGUGACCUGGAGCGACACCCACACGGGCAACGAACACAAGGACACCUACGACUCCGUGUUAUGGGCAGUUGGCAGAGCCCCAGAAACCAAAGCCCUGGGCCUGGACAAGCUUGGCGUGCAACUCAAAAAGGAGACGGGGAAAAUAGUUGUGGCCGAUGACGAAUCCACCUCGGUGCCAAACAUCUACGCUUUUGGUGACAUCGGCGAGGGUCGUCCCGAAUUGACCCCAACGGCCAUUAAAGCGGGGAAGCUUCUCGCCCGCAGACUGGCUGGUCACAGCACCGAACUCAUGAACUACGAUAAUGUGGCCACUACAGUGUUCACCCCCCUCGAGUACGGCUGUGUGGGUCUAUCUGAGGAGGAGGCUGAGAAGAGGCACGGGAAAGACGGCAUAGAGGUCUACCACGCUUUCUACAAGCCUCUGGAAUUCACUGUUGCAGAGCGCGAUGCCAGCCAGUGUUACAUAAAGGUGAUAUGUGAGCGCGGUGGAGAGCAGAGGAUCCUGGGUCUGCACUUCACCGGUCCAAACGCUGGAGAAGUCACGCAGGGCUUUGCUCUGGGCUUCCAGUGUGGAGCAACAUAUUCCCACCUGUUGCAGACGGUAGGCAUCCAUCCAACCUGCGCCGAGGAGGUGAUCAAGGUCAACGUCACCAAGCGGUCCGGCUUGGACGCCACUGUAACCGGCUGCUGAGGUUAAGCAUCUCGGUCUCUGAACACUAAUGAGCACGCGGGGUCCCUCUUAGGCGGUAGUUAGAAGUUCAGCCUGGGUUUCUUCUGCUCUCUCUCUCGUUGUCCCUCUCCUUCUAUGGCCCCCAAAAUUGCCCUCAGUUUCACAGCGCUCUCUCUGGCAACAGGGUCUCUCCAUUGGCCAGUCAUGCAGAUCAUCACUGGUUGACCAGGUUAGUGUCAGUGACACAUCACGUGAUAACCAAGACUAUGAUUAUUCCAUAUACACGCAUGCUGUGAGUGUAUGCUCUAAAAUCAGAGGGUUAUAGAUCAGGUUAGGGACUUGUAGCCGCAGAGUGAGCGUCUUUUAAAUAAACAGGCUCAUCAAUCAGGAUUACGGCCUGCGCUCAGGGUUUUGUUGAAAUCGUACGAGAACCGUGGACCGAACCCUCUAACGUUUUUCUGAAUAUAUAUAUAUAUAUAUUCUGCAAAUAUUGUUGUUUCUCUGGCUGUACUUCCUGUCCAUUAGUCUUGGAGGUGACACAUACCAUACACCCCCCACAACCCACCCCCUCCAUGACACUGAUGGAUGGUCCCAGGGCCGUCGCCGCAGCGACACCGCCCCAUUUCCCAUGGACACACACAAACAGUCGGUGGGCCGCCUGUCAGUCAACCAGCUAAGACCUGGCCAGGGAGCCCCGGCUUGUUUCGGCCCCAGCAGACCCCUUCCUUUUCCUCCCAUGCCCUUCUACAUCCCAAUGCAUGAAGAAAACAGAGCGGGACUACAAACAUGUGCUGUCAAAAGCUGCGUGGAUGCCACAGGGCGACUCUACCUGUUGAUAACAGUGCAGUGAGAGCUCUGCUAUAACUGCACUACUCAGCCUCACCCAAAGGUGGCACUGUUGCCCUCCAAUUCUCCCCCUUUUUUUUUUCCUCAGCCAAGAUUGGAAGACAGGAUGAAGUAGUCAUGGGAUAAAACAUAAUACAUUCAGGUUAAACAUUUAAUCCCUUUAAUCCCUAUAAAAGAUAUGUGCUUUUGGGUGAAAGCAGACUGGCUUUAUUGGUGCCAAACUGAUAAGGGUUAUCUGUUGUGUAUUUACAUUGAUUGGCAGGUUAGGCCUAAAGAGUCAUCACCCUUGCAGAUAAGGCAAGUUGUUUAUAUCAAUAAAGCAGUAGAAGGCCCCCACAGUUUGCCAAAGUGCUCAAAUGUCCAACCUGCUGGCUGUACUGGACAUCUUGGGUUUAUUAAGUAGAGGAUGAGGAGGAGGAGGAGGAAGAGGGCUGUCAAUAAAGAGGGUUGCUACAGAAAUCGGGGGGACCUAAGAGGAGGCUGCUGGGUGUAGUUUAUUUUUAUUUGAAGUCUAAUCUGCCCAGUCUGAUUAAUGAUUUCGAUGAGGGGAGUGACAGUGUGCCAGGAGAUGGAGAGAGGAAAAAGAGAGAGAGAGAGGUACCAGGUUUGUUUGGGCCUGGGCCAGAGGAGAGAGAGAGAGCGGCCCUGGUUAGGGAGGGAAGGGGGAUUCCUGUGUGCUCUGUUCAGGGCCGAGGUGCUGACUGAAGGACCCUGACCUCCGCUCAGCAGGAACAGCUUGACUCUAUCACUCGGAGCACAGAGGGCUCACAUGCUGCGGCGCUGCACGGCAGGGGCGUGGAGGGGGUGGUGAAGGGGGGCUCAGGGGGUUGAGGGUGAGGAUGGCCGGGAGACGGACAGACCCAACCAACCAGCCAACCAACACAACGCGGAGCGGUAGCGGCGUGUUUGCCCAGGGUAAUUGAGUCUAUGUUCCUGUGCUUAACGAGCCACUUCAGAGACCUCAGGCUGGGCCCGAGGCAACGCGAGGGAAGUUAUUGAGUCCAUCACUGUAACUGUAAUGUCUGUUUGCUUUUUACCCUCCACUUCCCAUCUGCGUUUUCUCAUCUGCUCUAUAUCUUAUACACAGUAUGGCUGCUCACACGCACAAAAUGAAUAUAUUGUUAUUAGGGCUGUCAAAGUUAACGCGAUAAUAACGUGAUUUGUUUUAACGCCACUCAUUUCUUUAACGCAUUAACGCAACUUGCGAUUUUUAGGUUGUAGCAGGCUCAAUUUUAAAGA
Sebastes umbrosus (honeycomb rockfish) is the source of this 3680-nucleotide messenger RNA. It is a transcript of the gene txnrd2.2, whose product is annotated as thioredoxin reductase 2, tandem duplicate 2. Gene Ontology annotation, cellular component: mitochondrion; cytosol. Bases 78 to 1616 code for a protein of 512 amino acids. Gene Ontology annotation, biological process: cellular response to oxidative stress; glutathione metabolic process; cell redox homeostasis. Gene Ontology annotation, molecular function: glutathione-disulfide reductase (NADPH) activity; flavin adenine dinucleotide binding; thioredoxin-disulfide reductase (NADPH) activity. The record is from RefSeq and is a predicted model, not a curated record. Lineage: Eukaryota; Metazoa; Chordata; Actinopteri; Perciformes; Sebastidae. The transcript has 17 exons.